CAUGAAUUGAGGAGCCGAAGAUAACAAUGACCGAAAUACAGAUAUUGGCGGUGGCAUAAUAAUAAAAUGAUGCUCAUAGAUUGUUGAUCGUCUCGACAUCUUCGACAGCAGCAACAACAGCAAUGACAGUCGAAGAAGAAACUGAAGAGCGCGUGGAAGAUGGGGACGCCGGUUACCCAGAUUCUCCCGACCGAACCCAACGCGAUCCUGAACGCAAUGACAAGAAGGCCGAUUCAUCCAGGAGGAGUGCAUUUCGUGCUCUCGUCCAGGAUUUCAAUCCAAUAUGGUUCACAUGGUGUAUGAAUGCCGGUGUAAUCGGUACUCUUCUCCAUCAACUCCCAUACCAAUUUUCUGGGUUGAGAGUUCUUUCGACCGUCGCCUUCUGCAUCGACCUGGUUCUGUACUUUGUUUUUUCAAUCAUAUAUACCCUCCACUUCCUCAUUUAUCGACGACAAGCGUACCUCGAGCUCAUCGGAAGCACGACGGAACUGUGUCUCUUGCCGUGCUGGUGCAUCGCGUGGAUGACACUCACCGCCUUCGUCAGCUUGACCGUCAGCAACGCACCGUGGGGCGGACACGCAUUCACCCUCCUCGCCGUGGUGAUGUGGUGGAUCGCCACGGCGUGGAUGUACGGCAUGCUCUUUUUUGCGUUCGCCACGCUCAUUCGGCAGCACACCAUCAUAUCGCCUGAUCAGCAACUGCCUGCCCUGAUCAUCAUCCCGGCCGUGGGAGUUUCGACGCUCGCGCUGGUCGGCGCCGUCGUGGCGGAUCAAUCGUACAACCUCUCCGCGAGACUCGCCGUGCCUAUCAUCAUCAUGUCGUUCUGCUCCGUGGGGAUAGGUAUCCUCCUGGGCUUGAAACUGUGCACGUACCUGUUUCACCAACUGCUCGCCAAGGGUUGGCCUGCGCCGGCAAACACACCCACCUUGUUCAUGUUCGUCGGACCAAUGGGCCAGUCGGCCGCGGCGCUGCAGCUACUUGGGGCGGCGGCGAACUCACGCGGGGCGUUUGGAGACUAUCACCGAGGAACGUUCCUGACCGGCACGGCGGCGAGCGUUCUCGAGGUCGUCUGUGUCCUUUUGGCGCUGUUCAUGAGUGGACUGGGUACGAUCUGGAUGAUCAUAGCUUUUGUCGGAAUGCUCGAUCGUGCCUUUCAUAGGGAGUUGAUCUGGUCGCCGACUUGGAACGCCAUCAUUUUCCCGACAGGGACAUUGGUCACGUCUUUGUUACUGCUGGCACAGGAGAUGGAUUCUCCGUUCUUUCGAGUGGUCACUGUCAUCAUCGUCAUUUUUUUGGUGAUUGUCUUCUUCAUCAAUCUAGCGUUCACUUUGACGAGGAUAUGGCAGGGGAAGCUGUUGAUUGUUAAGCAAGAUCCACGGGCUAUCGCGAAAGACAAAUAGGAGCGCAGUGCAUAGAUAGAAUGGAAUGAUACGAGAAUAGCAGUAGCC
This is a messenger RNA of Exophiala oligosperma, 1448 nucleotides long. RefSeq lists its product as uncharacterized. The coding region runs from base 123 to 1400 and encodes 425 amino acids. Gene Ontology annotation, molecular function: sulfite transmembrane transporter activity. Gene Ontology annotation, cellular component: plasma membrane. Gene Ontology annotation, biological process: transmembrane transport; sulfite transmembrane transport. The record is from RefSeq and is a predicted model, not a curated record. The transcript is spliced from 2 exons. NCBI's taxonomy places the organism in Eukaryota, Fungi, Ascomycota, Eurotiomycetes, Chaetothyriales, Herpotrichiellaceae.